Messenger RNA from Parastagonospora nodorum SN15, 1320 nucleotides. RefSeq lists its product as hypothetical. Gene Ontology annotation, cellular component: nucleus; cytosol. The record is from RefSeq and is a predicted model, not a curated record. The coding region runs from base 1 to 1320 and encodes 439 amino acids. NCBI's taxonomy places the organism in Eukaryota, Fungi, Ascomycota, Dothideomycetes, Pleosporales, Phaeosphaeriaceae. Gene Ontology annotation, biological process: membrane fusion; autophagosome assembly; proteasome-mediated ubiquitin-dependent protein catabolic process. The transcript has 3 exons. Gene Ontology annotation, molecular function: ubiquitin binding.
AUGUCUGAAGGCGCGGAGAACCAAGACGCGCAGAUAGCACAACUCGCGAGCUUGACUGGUCUCGAUCCUGCGACUGCAGAACGCUACUUGAACGCAUCCAACGGCGAUCUUACUCUCGCUGCUUCGCUCUACUUCGACGAACACCAAGAACAAGAGCAGGGCUCAGAAGCAGACGUCGAAAUGGCUGGCGACGAGCAAACUACCGACCCGACCCCCAACCCUCCUCAGCAGCCUGUACCUGGUGGCGCUCGUAGACUCGAUGGCUCAUAUGUUGAUCCGCCCGCGGCUGCAGCAUCAUCCUCAUCAUCACAGCCUUCGUCCAGCAGACAGGCUCCCCAGCAGCGCGGUGUGGCGGGUCUAAGGACGCUCAAGGACCUCCAGUCGUCGGGUGGCGGAGGCGGACACGGCCAUGCCCACGGAGAUGGCGAUCACAGCUCGGAUGAGGACCAGGACGACGAGAACCAGGACUUCUUCACGGGUGGUGAGAAGUCAGGACUGGCGGUGCAGAACCCAAAUGCCGCAAACCCUCGCGACCAGAUCAACAACAUCCUGAAGCGCGCGCGACAGAAUGCUCCACGACCGGGCGGUGACGACGAGCGGCCGAGCUCAUUCUUCCGCGGUACUGGUACUACACUUGGUGGCGACGAUGCGCCCUCGCGUACCAUCCCCGACCCCAAAGCGGCUGCAGCUGCCGCAGCUCCCCCAGAGCGUGCUCAUCGCGAGCUGCACUUGUGGCGUGACGGCUUCUCGGUCGAUGACGGUGCCCUUUUCCGCUACGACGACCCCGCAAAUGCGCGCACCCUGGAGAUGAUCAACACGGGUCACGCUCCACUACACAUCCUGAACGUCGAGCAUGGUCAAGAGGUGGAUGUCGAAGUUCACGCGCACAAGGACGAAGACUACAAGCAGCCGAAGAAGAAGUACGUUCCCUUCUCGGGAUCCGGCAACCGUCUGGGUAGCCCGACUCCGGGUGUGAGCUCUGCAAGUGCCCCGAUGACGGCUGCACCCUCAUCAAGUACCACCGCGGCGUCGACCUCAACCACUCCCGCGGCACCAUCGGUUGAUGUCGAUGCUUCGGCGCCCACCAUCACACUCCAGAUCCGGCUCGGUGAUGGCACCCGUCUGCAGUCGCGCUUCAACACCACACACACCAUUGGCGACGUCUACGAAUUUGUAGAUCGCGCUAGUCCCGCGAGCCAGGAGCGCGCAUAUGCGCUUAUGACGACGUUUCCUUCGAAGGAGCUCGAGGACAAGGCGCAGGUCUUGGGCGACAUGUCAGAGUUCAAGCGCGGCGGCGUUGUGGUCCAGAAGUGGAAAUAG